AUGCAAACCUGUUCGCUUCUCUUGCGCGCUGUCUGGCAGAGCAAGCAUAUCGAAUUGUACAAAAUUCUUCGAGAGUUGCCAUGGCCCGAGCGAUCACAACCCCUAGUACAACGUUAUGAAGUCUAUUUCCAAGAAAAGACGCUAGUAGAAGUGAGCAAUUCCUACGAGACGAUACGGGUCGCCGCCGCCGCAAGAUAUCUUGGAGCCGACCCGGACGUUGCGGAAAGUGAUCUGAUCGAAAAGUUCACGGCCUGUGGAUGGAAGUGGGAUAGUGAAACACAUUUACUACACCCGAAACCCGUCGCCGCCGCUCCCCCGAAGGAUGAUAGCUUGCAGAAUGAACUGAGCCGAGUCAUGGCGCUAAUCAGCAAUCAGGGCAGCUGA
Messenger RNA from Aspergillus mulundensis, 384 nucleotides. RefSeq lists its product as uncharacterized. The transcript is spliced from 2 exons. Gene Ontology annotation, biological process: protein deneddylation; COP9 signalosome assembly. Gene Ontology annotation, cellular component: COP9 signalosome. The record is from RefSeq and is a predicted model, not a curated record. The coding region runs from base 1 to 384 and encodes 127 amino acids. NCBI's taxonomy places the organism in Eukaryota, Fungi, Ascomycota, Eurotiomycetes, Eurotiales, Aspergillaceae.